AUGGCGACGGGUCCAGCGACGCAAUCGCUCAAGUGUGUGGUGACGGGUGACGGUGCGGUGGGCAAAACAUGUCUCCUCAUCUCCUACACGACAAAUGCAUUCCCGGGCGAGUACAUCCCGACAGUCUUUGACAACUACACGGCCAGUGUGAUGGUUGACGGCCGGCCGAUCAGCCUGGGACUCUGGGAUACCGCCGGACAAGAGGAUUACGAUCGCCUGAGACCGCUAUCGUACCCCCAGACUGACGUCUUCCUGAUUUGUUUCUCCAUCGUGAGCCCACCAUCAUUCGACAACGUGAAAGCCAAGUGGUUCCCCGAAAUUGAACAUCACGCUCCCAACGUUCCCAUCAUUUUGGUCGGUACCAAGCUCGACUUGCGUGAUGAUCGCCACACAAUUGAAUCCCUGCGUGCUCGAAAGAUGGAACCGGUCUCAUACGAGCAGGCUCUGGCAGUUGCCAAGGAAAUCCGCGCACACAAGUAUCUGGAAUGCUCGGCCUUGACUCAGCGCAAUCUAAAGAGUGUCUUUGAUGAAGCUAUCCGAGCUGUCCUCAACCCCCGUCCACUGGCCAAGUCCGGAAAAAAGAACAAAUGCAUGAUCUUGUAG
Penicillium diatomitis is the source of this 603-nucleotide messenger RNA. It is a transcript of the gene racA, whose product is annotated as putative Rho GTPase Rac. Lineage: Eukaryota; Fungi; Ascomycota; Eurotiomycetes; Eurotiales; Aspergillaceae. The transcript is spliced from 6 exons. Gene Ontology annotation, biological process: regulation of actin cytoskeleton organization; small GTPase-mediated signal transduction; regulation of cell shape. Gene Ontology annotation, cellular component: cytoskeleton; cell cortex; cytoplasmic vesicle. The record is from RefSeq and is a predicted model, not a curated record. Gene Ontology annotation, molecular function: GTP binding; GTPase activity; protein kinase binding. Bases 1 to 603 code for a protein of 200 amino acids.